This is a messenger RNA of Macrobrachium nipponense, 5837 nucleotides long. RefSeq names its product monocarboxylate transporter 12-like. Gene Ontology annotation, cellular component: membrane. The record is from RefSeq and is a predicted model, not a curated record. The transcript is spliced from 3 exons. Bases 3725 to 4597 code for a protein of 290 amino acids. Gene Ontology annotation, biological process: transmembrane transport. NCBI's taxonomy places the organism in Eukaryota, Metazoa, Arthropoda, Malacostraca, Decapoda, Palaemonidae. Gene Ontology annotation, molecular function: monocarboxylic acid transmembrane transporter activity.
GAGUAUAGGUAUUUUGUACCUCAGGGUCUUUCCAUGACCCAACGAAUCGUGCGUUACAAAGAGAAAAAUAUUAAUUAAAAGUAAUAUGUUAUUAUUUAAAAAAAAAUGCUAGAGGAAGAAAAGAAGAUUGCUGAAAGACAAAUAUUUCAAAAACUGUAGUUGUAAUUAGAGACGUCUUUGCAGAAAACGCCAAAAUAAGGGGGCAUGAAGAUAUAUAUUUAAGACCAGAUCUGAAACUAAUUGUGAAGCGUGCAAGAUAUUAAUGCUUUGAAAUCUUAAGCUCGUAACGAGAAAUCGCUGCUUCCGCAGGUGUCCAGAAAAGAGACAAUGCUAUAUCAUUAAUAACAAUUUUUAUUCGAAUUUAUUGGUAAGUUAUUACUUUGUACGUAAUUGCACGUAUUUUCUAGUUUCCUUCUUUGAUAACCACCCUUGCUCGCACCUCUCCUUUCUUUUUUUUCUUUUUUACUUCUGAUUUGGUUGAAAUUGUGGGCUGGUGAUUAAAUUCCUUACAUUUUUUUUUUACUAAAGUAAUCAUGAAGGUAAAAUUAAAGCCACAAUCUAAAAAUUUUCUUGCUUAUCCCAGGAAGUAUGAUAACAGGUAUUUGGUCUUUUGAAUUCCAGAAAGAGUCGAAGGUAUUGUUUGAGGUAUUUUUACUUGCUCUAAUUUUCCAGGUCAAAUACAAUGCUAAAGGUUCUAUGUAGUUUUUUCCUCUGAUAUCGAUGAAAUCUAGUAUUUAGUAAGUACCCGGAGAGCUAGUAAGUAUUUUUCAUCUUGACCUAAUUUUGAGGGUCACAGGUCACUUUACAGGUUGCUUCUUUUUUAUCUUGAUUGAAAAUGAGAGAUGAAAACUUAGAUGUUGGUGGUUUAUCAGAAUAUUUUUUUUCUACCUUGAACUACUUUCAAUUGGACAAAAGUUUUUGCCUUUUAAAUUUAAUUCUUAUCUGAUGUUCAGAAAAGUUGUUUGAUAGGCAUAAUGGAGAGUGAUUAUUUUAUCUGAAUAUUUUUGAGCUUAACUCUUUUUUUUUCCUAUAUCGGAAGUCUAUUUGAAGAUUAACAUUUCAUUUUUUCUGAGCUUUAUAAUAAUUAUUUUUUACAUAACUUGGGACUUAGCAAUAUUUUCGCCCAGUAAUUCUGACUUUGACUUUUCAAGGUCACUAGUUGAUUGGAAGUCCAUAACCAAUUUUGUGCUGCAGUGAUUGAUUAUAUAUAUAGGUGGAGAUGCAUGGUGUAAAACUAGUGCCUUCUAGUCAUAUGAUCUAUUGCAUAUAAAAGCUAAUUAUUAUUACUAUUAUUAUUUUUUCUAUCGCAGUCAUCCUAUUCGACUGGGAGGUUUUUAUAGUGUGGGGUCCCGGUUUGCAUCCUGUCUCCUCAAGAGUCCACAACUUUUCUCACUAUGUGCGCUGUUUUUAGUAGCACACACUUCUGCAUGAGUCCUGGAGCUACUUCAGCGUCUAGUUUUUCCAGGUUCCUUUUCAGGGAUCUUGGGAUUGUGCCUAGUGUUCCAAUGAUUAUGGGUACAAUUUCCACUGGCAUAUCCCAUAUCCUUCUUAUUUCUAUUUUCAGGUCUUGAUACUUAUUAAUUUUUUCUUUUUCUUUCUCAUCUACUCUGGUGUCCCAUGGUAUUGCGACAUCAAUGAGUGAUACUGACUUCUUAAUUUUGGCAAUCAACGUCACGUCUGGUUUUUUGGCACAUAUCACCCUAUCUGUUCUGAUACCAUAGUCCCAGAGGAUCUUUGCCUAAUCGUUUUCUGUCAAUCUCUCAUGUUGGUGUUAGUACCAGUUAUUACUCCAAGCUAGCUGGUGUUUCUUACACAGCCUUCCAUGGAGGGCUUUUGCUACUGAAUCAAGACUUUUUGUACUGGUUCUGUGCAAGUGCUGGACAUUCGCUUGCUAUGUGGUUUAGGGUCUCGUUUUCCAUACUGCACUUCCUACAUAUGGGCGAGAUGUUAUUUCUAUCUAUCGUUCUUUGAACAUUUCUGGUUUUUAGUGCCUGAUCUUGUGCCGCCGUUGUAUUCCCUCUUUUUCCUUCUUGAGUUCUCCCCUCUGUAGCCACUGCCAUGUUUCAUAGCUUGCCAGUUCUUUAGUCUGUCUCAUGUACCGUCUGUGCAUUGGUUUGUUGUGCCAUUCCUCUGUUCUGUUUGUUUUUCUCCUGUCUCUGUAUAUUUCUGGGUCCUCGUCUAGUUUUAUCAGUCCUUCUUCGGAUGCGCUCCAUAGCCACUCGUCUUCACUGGUUUUCAGAUAUUGCUCUCGAUGUUGAAGUCCUCUAAGCUUAGUAGCCCUCUCCCUCCUUCCUUUCGUGUUGUGUAUAGUCUGCAUUUGCUCUAGGGUGUAGUGCUUGGUGUAUUGUCAUGUGUUUCCUAGUUUUCGGGUCUAUGCUGUGGAGUUCAGCCUUGGCCCACUCCACAACUCCUGAGCUGUAUCUGAUUACGGGUCCACUACUCCUGCGCUGUAUCUGAUUACUCGAUUAUUGUUAUUGCUAUUAUUAUUUAAAGUUAAGGAAACUGGAACAGCUUCAAAUGUGGAUGAAAAUCGAGUCUAACCUUCCGAAGAGAUUUCAGCCUUAAGUCGUGAGAAUGCGAGAAAAUUGUAAGGAGAAAAAGAGGUAUAAAGGGAGAGGAAGAGUUUGAGGGAGGCGUCCCAGAAGUCGGGUCAGGCUCAUCAUGAUGGUGAGCACUAGGUUAUGCACAAGCCCCACAAUAAUUGCAUUCAUGUGACCAGGGACCAGCAAGGUGUUAUGCUAUCUACCAGUCAAUUUACUUAAAUGAAUGAAUAUCCUUAGGAGUACAAUGAGGGACUGGCGUUAGAUUAGAAAUGCAAGAACAACAACACUUCUCAAAAUUCCUAUAUUGCUACUUGUCCUAAAGGAUAAAACUCAGCAGGAUCGAACGGUUACUUUUGUGAAAAAAGAAUAAGAAAAAUCAACGAAAAUCACAUCCAACAUUUUCGCGUUCGUGCCUAGGCAAAAUUUAUGGAAACUGACAGUUGCUAAGGGCUACCCAAUGGAUAAAUGUAUCAAUACUCUUAAGCAUUUGCUAAUGACGUAAAGGAAUAUUAAGUCAAGUCUAAGUGACUUUCGCCAAAAGGACAAGCUCAGUCGUGAAUAUGUUAAGCUGGCGGUAGAUCCCAAGUCUGUCUUGGCAGGAGGUACAGUGCCCACAGCUCCACCUGUCCCGGUUAGUGACGCCAUUGAAGGGGAACUAGACAGCCUGCGGCAAUUACUGGUUUCCUCUCAUAUGGGUAGUUCCACGUUGGCCGAGUGCAUUUCGCGUUCGGCUACCAAUCUGGUGGUCCGAAGUUCGAUUCUCGGCUCGGCCAACGCGGAACCAGAGGAAUUUAUUUCCGGUGAUAGAAUUAAUUUCUCGAUACAAUGUGGUUCGAAUCCCAUAAUAAGCUGUAGGUCCCAUUGCUAGGUAACCAAUUGGUUCCUAGACACGUAAAAAUAUCUAAUCCUUAGGGCCAGCCCUAGGAGAGCUGUUAAUCAGCUCAGUGGUCUGGUAAAACUAAGAUAUACUUAACUCUCAAAAGCAUCAGCGUAAUGGUCAAUGGUCUGAGUGACAAAAACUACCGCUCAAUCCUGUUGUGUUCACAUCUUGAGUAGUCAUAUGUGAUGGAGCAUUUCAUUUAUUCCAUCAUUCAUUCACAGGUAGCGGAAUCAUAGGAUGCCUGACGUACUCCAUAGUCCCCCACUACUUCAAGAAACGCCUUGGAGUUGCUAAUGCCAUAAUGUCUUCUGGGGUUUCAGCUGGACAGAUAAUAGGUCCACUACUCAUCACGCAGUUACAGAGUGAAUUUGCCCAUAAGGGAGCCAUCAUCAUACUAAGUGGCUUCAUUCUCCAUGGCUGCUUAGGAGCUGCUGUCUUUCACCCUAGAGAAUGGCAUUCGAAGAAUCCUAGAGUUGAACCGAAAAAGUUGGAUAGGGCAGGAGGCCUUCAGCUGGUUCUGAGGAUACUGAAAAACACGUUAAAAAACCUGACACUCAUGAAGUCUCCGGUGGCCGUCAUUGUCGCCGUUGGCGGGACGUUUAAUGUAAUCGGUUACCUCAACUUCCUGAACAUCAUGCCCUUCGCGAUGCAGGAGGCUGGAUUCUCAGUCGAAGACGCUGCUGCAGGUAUGACUAUCUCUGGCUUAACAAAUCUCGCUACAAGGCUCCUCGUCUCCGUCUUGGCUGAUCUCCCACAUUUCAACAUGCGGCUGGCCUACAUGUUUGGCACUCUGCUUACCGUUAUCCUCUCCGUUGUCUUCUGUUUCCUGAAUGACCUGACCUCGAUCCAAGUCGUGAUGGGCCUCUGGGGCUUAGGAGUCGGCAUCUACAUGGGGCUCUUCAACCUCGUCAUGGUGAAGUACGUUGGCAGGGAAAAGCUCAUGGCAGAAAUAGGACUUACGUCUUGCACCAGCAGCUUUUGGUUCCUUUCGUGUGGACCACUUGUCGGUGCCAUACGCGAUGUCAGUGGCAGCUAUACAGCCAGCAUUUGCACCUUGGCUGGAACGAUUUUCAUCACUUUCAUCUUGUACCUGUGCCUGCCUUCUGCUAUCGCAUACGACGAGAGAAGAGCCAAGAAAGAAACGAGCGAGAGAUUAGCUAAGAAUAUUCAGUAAAAAAGACAAUGAAUGUCAUCUCCCUAAUAUCCUCUCAAUCUGAACUGGAUCAAGCUUUCCUAUUUUCUUCCUCUUUGGACUAUGUAAGCGCUUUAGACAGUUCAUCUCAGGGGUUUCAACGGUACUGAUCAUUUUGUACUUCGCUUCGAGAUGCGAGACCCUUUUUAGUUAUUACCCUUUCGUUUCCCUCUUUCCUCAGACCAGAAUAUUUGGGAAGUCGACGAUAAAGAAAAUAUAGACCUAAGAAAUUUAACAUGCAGGUGGGAAAGACUUUCAUAACUUCGUAAAACAACACAAAGGAGCCGAAGGACUGUAAGUAGAGGAAUGCAUGAACAUCACGAGGUUAUUUGCAACAAUUGCCUUAAUAAAGAAGACAGGAUAAAAAAAUAAUCAACUUCCAGUAUUAUUUUUCUUACUUUCAUAAUUCAGGAUUCCAAAGCGAAAAUUUACUGAAAAUCAAGUAAGGAGAGAGAGAGAGAGAGAGAGAGAGAGAGAGAGAGAGAGAGAGAGAGAGAGAGAGAGAGAGAGAGAGAGAGAAAUUGUAUUCCAUUAAGACCCAACAAUAUAUACAGCGCUUUGAGAAGUCCGAGAUGAAGGAUUCGUAGAACACAACGAUAUAAGGAAAGCCCAGUCUCAAGAACCGCCCAAUGAUUUUAAAACGCCAAAUCGAGUUCCCCGUUGGCCGAGUGGACUUCGCGCUCGGCUACCAAUCUGGUGGUCCGAAGUUCGAUUCUCGGCUCGGCCAACGCGGAAUCAGAGGAAUUUAUUUCUGGUGAUAGAAAUUCAUUUCUCGAUGUAAUGUGGUUCGGAUCCCACAAUAAGCUGUAGGUCCCGUUGCUAGGUAACCAAUUGUUUCCUAGCCACGUAAAAAUAUCUAAUCCUUCGGGCCAGCCCUAGGAGAGCUGUUAAUCAGCUCAGUGGUCUGGUAAAACUAAGAUAUACUUAACUUAAAACUUCAAAUAAUUCGUUGUGACCUGACCUUCAAUACGCACAUAUUACAUCAUUGGAAAAACAUUAAUCAUACAAAAAAUAUAUAUAUACAAAUAUAUAUUAUGUUUUUAUUUCCAAAAUCCUGCACGCCAAGAGGUCUCUAUGGUUGUUGGCAUUGAUAUUAACAACUGGAGCGUGGUGAGGCUCACACCAACACCACAAAGACCAGUGAAGCCAAUCCUCUCUCUCUCUCUCUCUCUCUCUCUCUCUCUCUCUCUCUCUCUCUCUCUCGAUGAAAUUGCUUGCUUUC